Molecule: messenger RNA, 2019 nt
Organism: Nelumbo nucifera (sacred lotus)
Lineage: Eukaryota; Viridiplantae; Streptophyta; Magnoliopsida; Proteales; Nelumbonaceae
Product: vacuole membrane protein KMS1-like
Source: RefSeq, a predicted model, not a curated record
ACUGGGCCUGGCUGCACGCUCGGAGCGGUAGUAAAAGGCUAAAAGCUCUGCGUUGCGUUGAUCCUUGAUCGUCACGCGAACCAUCUCUUCCCCCUCCGUUUCUUCUCUUGCCUCCUGCUAGAUCUGCAAUUCCAUUCCUAAACCAUUUAAGGAUCCGAUAUAUUUCUUUUCUUCUACUUUCUUCCCCCUUUUCAACUUUUUGGAUUUGCCUUCAGCCAAUCGAUCGAUCCGGAUCUCUGUUUUUGAGGGUCCCGUUUGCGAUUUUCGAGGCGGUCUCUGUUUUGUUCGGUAUACAUAUGAAGCAUUUUCUAGGGUUUUGAAUUCGUUAUAGUAUGUGAUCGGAAAUGGGGUCCGGAAUGCCUGCCGUGUCCCCUUCGUCCUCUUCCGCUCUCUCUGCAGAUAUUGCUGAUAUUACCAUCUCAAAACUUCGGGAGAGGCAUCAGGUGGAACUAGAAAAUUUGACCUUAACUACCCAACCAUUCAAGACUUCUAAGCUUUUUGUAUUGGCUACUGCUCAAUAUCUUAAGAAGCCAAUAUUAUAUAUUCUGACAAGAGGUGGUUGGCCUUUUCUUUUGGGUUCUUUGGUAGUGGCUACUGGAUUUCUUCUUAUUACCUUUGAUGGUCCUCAUGAAAAGCAUGCUCAGGAAUUUCUUCAUUACUUCCAAUUUGGUUUGUGGUGGGUAGCCCUUGGUGUGGCAUCAUCAAUUGGUUUAGGAUCUGGUUUGCACACAUUUGUGCUGUAUCUGGGCCCACAUAUUGCACUAUUUACGAUAAAAGCCAUGCGCUGUGGCCGAGUUGAUUUGAAAUAUGCUCCCUAUGAUACAAUUCAAUUGAACAGGGAACCUUCAUGGCUUGAGAAGGAUUGCUCAGAAUAUGGGCCUCCAGUCUUUACAUCUUCACAUGGUUCAAGGGUUCCACUGGGCAGCAUACUACCACAAGUUCAGUUGGAGGCUAUUUUGUGGGGCAUUGGAACUGCACUUGGAGAACUUCCUCCUUAUUUUAUCUCAAGGGCAGCAAGUAUGUCAGGAAGCAAAUUGGAUGCCGUGGAAGAACUUGAGACCUUGCCAAGUGAGGACGACAGCAUCAUAUCUAGUCACCUGAAGCAAAUCAAACGCUGGCUCCUUUCACACUCCCAGCAUCUGAACUUCCUUACGAUUUUAGUACUUGCUUCGGUGCCAAACCCACUAUUUGACCUUGCUGGAAUUAUGUGUGGCCAAUUUGGGAUCCCCGUUUGGAAGUUCUUUCUUGCAACAUUGACUGGAAAGGCAAUUAUCAAGACCCACAUACAGACAGUUUUUGUCAUCUCGGUUUGCAAUAAUCAACUUCUUGAAUGGAUAGAAAAUGAGUUGAUUUGGGUUCUUGGCCAUGUCCCUGGUCUCUCAUUUAUCCUUCCCAGCAUUGUUGCUAAGCUGCAUUCAGUCAAAGAGAAGUACAUAACUCCCCCACCUCCAGUGCACUCUACUGUCAAGGUGAAGAAGUGGAAUCUGUCAUUUGCAUCAAUCUGGAACACUGUAGUGUGGUUCAUGCUUCUCAACUUCUUUGUCAAAAUUGUAACAGCAACGGCACAGAAAUUUUGUAAGAAACAGCAAGAAAAAGAAUUGGCUGCAUUAACUGACCAGUUAUCAAAAUCAAGACAUUUAAAUGGAGAGAGUGGCCGAGUAUCAAAUUGAGCUCAUGAAACCCCAUUGGUUCCAUUGGUGUUUUUGUUUCCAGCAAUUGUAGUUGAUGGCAGUUAAAUUUAAAAUCUGUCAUCAUUAAAGCCACCCCAAGCUUUAACUCAGUCUGCAUCAAAGGUUCCCUGUUAGAAGUAUGUACAAAAAAUAAACAUAUGCGGAAAUAGGAAGGAGUUACGGGAUUAUUUAUUUUGUGAUAUGGGAAGCAGCACGUUGAAGGUGGUGUGGUAGCAUUAUUUGUACUGUUGGAAUUGGAAUUGGGAACUUGGGAGGAGUAUUAUACUCCUCGGGCGAUGAUGAUGCAUGCAACACGCCAACGGCCAACACCAAUUAUUUGCUUUAUCAA